Molecule: messenger RNA, 1259 nt
Organism: Dreissena polymorpha
Lineage: Eukaryota; Metazoa; Mollusca; Bivalvia; Myida; Dreissenidae
Exons: 6
Coding region: 57-596 (179 amino acids)
Cellular component (GO): cytoplasm
Molecular function (GO): aralkylamine N-acetyltransferase activity
Source: RefSeq, a predicted model, not a curated record
AACAGUCACGUGUUUGUCAUGUGAUAUCGACCGAAAGCCAAACUACUCUCAGUUUAAUGAUGGAAUUAACAGCAGACGAAGCAGAGCGUUUGCAAUUUAUUAACACAUUAGUUUUACGAGAUGUAUCCGCAGAGGAAUUAAACAGAAUAUUUACUUUGGAAUCAGACAGUUAUCCGGAUGACGAGGCGGCAAGCUACAAGAUGCUCGUGUACCGCCACACGGAGGCGCCCGACCUGAUGCUGGGCUGCUUUCUGGACGGGGAUCUCCUGGGGUUUAUCUGCGCCACGCGUUACCACGGUAAAAGACUGGCGACCGAGGCCAUGAGAAUGCACAUCCCCAACGGAGAAAGUGUUUGCAUCCAUUCCGUAGUAGUGAGAAAAGACCAGCGAAGACAGGGUAUAGCAUUGCUCAUGUUACGCAGUUUUGUGGAACGUGUACGGCGGGAACAGCGAGAUGUCGCACGCGUGCUUCUAAUAUGCAAGUCCAACCUUAUCCCGCUGUACACGCGUGCAGGGUUCGUGCUCAAUGGCAGGUCCGAUGUCGUGCACGGAAAGGACCCGUGGUACGAAUUUCAAAUAGACGUCUCCAAUGGAUGACAGCUGUAGUCCCUUUUUAAUUGCUUCCCUAUUGUCGUCAGUCAGUCUUGGCCAGAACUAGUUCAUGCACAUAUUCUUUAUAAAAAAAACACUGCGCAUGUCAGAACAAACGAAAAGCCCACUUGGUAUCCAGAGAAAAUAUUUGUACUUUAAUUUUCUUAUGUUACAACAAAUUGAUCAGUUGUUCCACAGCAUUAAAACUGAUACAUACAAUUUUCUUAACGAUUUUUUGGUUGCGGCUAAUCCGAAGAACAUCUAAUAAAGGUGUUGUGGCCUCAACGUCCAUAUGCUGGAAAGGACUCCACUUAUAUUGAAUUAAGUAUGGUCCGUGGGGGAACCUUUUGCUGUUCUCCGCGGCCCCGCCACUGUUACAAUGGCAACUAUGGGCCUGCUGUUAACACGCCGAAGUCGUGUCUGAAGUUGUUUAAAUGCUGUUGUGUACGCAUGUUGUUUAAAAAAAAUCUACAUGAUUUUUAAAAGUUGAGAGUCAUAAACACAUGACCUUAUAUUGUACUAAAAAACCACGGUAUUGUAUUGUUUUAAUUUAUUUGUUGUUGUUAUAUGAAAAACUAUACACUUAUUGUUUGUACUUUUAUUUACAUGUUGUGCGAAAUUAACAUAAUAAAUCCAAAUCAUUUAUUACAAUAAAAAUUAUAAAACAUA